Striga asiatica is the source of this 791-nucleotide messenger RNA. Lineage: Eukaryota; Viridiplantae; Streptophyta; Magnoliopsida; Lamiales; Orobanchaceae. The record is from the annotation of a GenBank genome assembly.
CUCACAAACUCUCUUUGAGCUUCACACUUUUCCCUUUUCUAUUUUUCCCCUUAGAUUAAAUUGCUUUUUAAUACCCUUUAUUUUUAAAUAUAUUUUAACAAAAUGGGUAGUGGAUGUUCGCCGUGCGCUUCAUGCAAGUUGCUCAGGCGGCGGUGUGCCAAAGACUGCAUAUUCGCGCCUUAUUUCCCAUCCGAUGACCCUCACAAGUUCGCCAUUGUUCACAAGGUUUUCGGAGCUAGCAAUGUUAGCAAAAUGUUGCAGGAGCUUCCGGUGCACCAGCGUGGGGACGCGGUCAGCAGCCUUGUUUACGAGGCCAACGCUCGGGCGCGGGACCCAGUCUACGGGUGCGUGGGAGCAAUCACCUACCUGCAGGACCAGGUGGCCCAGCUGCAGAUGCAGCUGGCAGUGGCUCAGGCGGAGAUCCUCUGCAUCCAGAUGCACCAGGACCAGCUGGACCAGGACCAGCCGCCGGUGUACCUACACCAGAGCCCUACUAGCGUCGGUGCCCACCACCCGUUCAACCUGCUGGUGCACGGGGAUCAGGCGGGCGCGUGUACGGACGAUAAUUAUAACAACAACAAAUCGUUCUUGAUACAGAAUAAUCAGCUGCUUAAUUUCGGUGCUUCGAGUGGCAAUCAUGUAAUUUAUCAGGACCAGUCGUUCAAGAAGGAGGCGAUUUAUGGGCAUGACAUGGUUUCUUGAUGAGUUUUAGUUUGUUUGUUUUUAGGGAUUGUGGUUUGGUUUGUAAUAAACUUUGGGCUUUAAUUUGAUCAAGUGCUAACAAGUUUUAU